AUGGCCUGGGAAUUGAAAGAGCCCGACGAGUACCAGAGCUCAUACCUGUUCAAGUGGGGAUCUAAGAUAGCCAAGCUAUUGGAUCAUGUCAAAGUCCCCUACGUAGCCUGGGGAGAUUUGAUGAACUCUCACAUGAUCCGAGACUCAGACACUAACUGGGGCUGCUUAUCUUGGUAUGGUCACCUUGGAUUCGUGGUUUCAGAUGAUCGCUUUGAUGCCGCUAUACGAGCGUUGCGAAUUGCUGGUUUAUCUGAGGAUAGUUGUUACCCUGAAUACUGCCACUGGGCCAAUGGCCCUGAAAGUUGCAGGCUUCCGUACCCGUGGCCUGCCCAUCAUUUCCAUCACUAUGUGGAUGAUGUAAAGUGGGUUCGCGGGAAACAAAUCAAGUGCUACCCUGUCGGUCUGUAUCGGAAGUCCCAAUGGCUCUGGCUCUUGCCCGAUCUUCCCCUCGACUUUCCUGAACCCAAUGACCCUAACUUCAUGCUCUCCACGGACCGCCGUCUUCCUGACUGGGAUGUUGAGGGGUUCGGCAACUCGUUUCAUCCCAUAAAGCUUCUCACCCCAGUGCGAUGGAUAGAGUCACUGAUCUGCCAGACGAUAAGAGAUUUGAGUCUAGAAGGCAACCGGGGCAGAGCAAGGCAUAUUCCCGUUGAAGAGUUUCAUCAACGACUUGCAAGACAACUUCCCCCGGAACUUUUCCACCUUGACCUCCUCCAGCAACCAUUUCGCACCAUCUAUAAGCUGUCAACGGUCGGGGAUUUCGGGAUGUAUCCACUGCUGUGGUUGUGUCUCGACCGAAUAUGGGAAGAAUGGCAGGAAGCUGGUUCUAUGCCAGACCCUGUUCUCCCGUUCAAUGAUAAGACGAAAAAGCGGCGGAUCGAGGAGUACAGAUCGCAGCAUGGUUUCUCACGCAAUAAAGUUAGCGAGAUGCUGCGUAACGGUAUUUAG
Molecule: messenger RNA, 948 nt
Organism: Aspergillus welwitschiae
Lineage: Eukaryota; Fungi; Ascomycota; Eurotiomycetes; Eurotiales; Aspergillaceae
Exons: 2
Coding region: 1-948 (315 amino acids)
Source: RefSeq, a predicted model, not a curated record